Molecule: messenger RNA, 1816 nt
Organism: Artibeus jamaicensis (Jamaican fruit-eating bat)
Lineage: Eukaryota; Metazoa; Chordata; Mammalia; Chiroptera; Phyllostomidae
Gene: DUS1L
Product: dihydrouridine synthase 1 like
Exons: 15
Coding region: 93-1604 (503 amino acids)
Biological process (GO): tRNA processing
Molecular function (GO): tRNA dihydrouridine synthase activity; flavin adenine dinucleotide binding
Source: RefSeq, a predicted model, not a curated record
GCUUCUGCACCCUGCGCGCGCCCGGAGCCCUGCACGCCAUUCGGAGGACCCCACCGGCGGGCGCCCAGGCUCGGCCAACUCAGUGUGGAGAGAUGCCAAAGUUGCAAGGCUUCGAGUUCUGGAGCCGCACCCUGGGGGGUGCCCGCCACAUAGUGGCCCCCAUGGUGGACCAGAGCGAGCUGGCUUGGAGGCUGCUGAGUCGCCGCCACGGGGCCCAGCUGUGCUACACACCCAUGCUGCACGCUCAGGUCUUUGUCCGCGAUGCCAACUACCGAAAGGAGAACCUGUACUGCGAGGUGUGCCCCGAGGACCGGCCCCUCAUCGUGCAGUUCUGUGCCAACGACCCGGAGGUGUUUGUCCAGGCGGGACUCCUGGCGCAGGACUGCUGCGAUGCCAUCGACCUGAAUCUGGGCUGCCCACAAAUGAUCGCAAAGCGGGGUCACUAUGGAGCUUUCCUGCAGGAGGAGUGGGACCUGCUCCAGAGGAUGAUUCAGCUGGCCCACGAGAAGCUCUCUGUCCCGAUUACAUGCAAGAUCCGUGUCUUCCCAGAGAUCGACAAGACGGUACGGUACGCCCAGAUGCUGGAGAAAGCUGGCUGCCAGGACUGUGCUUCUCAGCUGCACCCUGGCCUGACCCCAGAGCACCGGCUGGCCCCGUGUGCAGCCCAGGGGCGCCCUGCCCCGGAUCUGCUGCUGACGGUACACGGGCGCACGAAGGAGCAGAAGGGGCCCCUCUCGGGUGCUGCGUCCUGGGAGCACAUCAGGGCCGUGCGGAGGGCUGUGUCCAUCCCCGUGUUCGCCAAUGGGAACAUCCAGUGCCUGCGAGACGUGGAACGCUGUAUCCGGGACACAGGCGUGCAGGGGGUCAUGAGUGCAGAGGGCAACCUGCACAACCCUGCGCUGUUCGAGGGCCGCAGCCCUGCCGUGUGGGAGCUGGCCGAGGAGUACCUGGACCUCGUGCGCCAGCACCCCUGCCCCCUGUCCUGUGUCCGCGCCCAUCUCUUCAAGCUGUGGCACCACACGCUGCAGGUGCACCAGCAGCUUCGAGAGGAGCUCGCCAAAGUGAAGACCCUGGAGGGCAUCGCUGCCGUGAGCCAGGAGCUGAAGCUGCGGUGUCAGGAGGACAUGUGCAGGCAGGAGGGGGAGGAGCCCUCGGGGGGCUUGCCUUUCUUCCACUGGAUCUGCCAGCCCUACUUCCGGCCGGGGCCCAAGGAGGCAAGCCAGGAGAGCACAGGCCCCCGCAGCAAGCGGGCCCUGGAGGAAGAGGAGGGUGGUGCGGACACGCUGUCCAAGAACAAGCAGAAGAAGCAGCUGCGGAACCCCCACAAGACCUUCGACCCCUCGCUGAAGCCAAAAUAUGCGAAAUGUGACCAGUGUGGAAACCCAAAGGGCAACAGAUGUGUGUUCAACCUGUGCCGUGGCUGCUGCAAGAAGCGUGCUUUCAGAGAGACCGCAGACUGCCAAGGUCACGGACUGCUCUUUAAAACCAAACUGGAGAAGUCUCUGGCCUGGAAGGCAGCCCAGCCCCGGCUGCAGGAGCCACAGCCAGCAGGGCCUGGGGACCCAGGUGGCUUCCCUGAGGUUGUGGGCAGUGCCCUGGCCUGAAGGGCCAGUGGAGGCCAAUGCACCGCCCCUCCAAGUCCCCUUAAGGACACAUCUUCACUCAGGGAACCUCCGGCUCUUGGACAUGGAAGGACGAGCUCACGGUCCCCUCAGUCCUGGGGCCCAGAGCUGCACCGUGAGCAUGGCCCCAGGCUGGACCUGCCCCGUCCUUGCAACCGUGCGCACUCAAACUGGACAAUAAAUCUCCGAAGACA